GUCUGUUUUUCAGCGGUUGAUGGAGGUUAAGGUGCUCCAGUCUGCAUUUGUGCCGUUUAUUGGACACAUACGCGAGAGUGGUUCACGUUAAAGGGCUACAAUUAUUUAAAUCUAACGAGAAUAAUGGCAAAAUUUAAAAGAACUCAAAACCAACGCGCUGCUCACGCUGUAAAACCAUCCAUCGUGAAGAAACGAGGGAAAAGGAAAGGCCCGUUGAAUGGCACACAUAAAAGUAAUUUAAAGAAACUAGGUGCAUCCAACGAAAUAGCAACGAACGCGUACGCAAAUGUACAAAGUAGUAAAAAGAAAAAGCAGGGUAAGUCUAAGAAUAAAUUUGGUACAAGCAAUACAGAAAAGUCAGGUGUUUCUACAAGCUAUCGAGAAAAUAGUAAGAAGAAUUCACAAGUAUUCCAAAAGGUACAAAUUAAUACAAAGCAAAGGAUGAAAACUAAGCUUAGCGCCAAGGAUACAGAAAGAUCGGAUGUUCCGACCAAGUACCGAAAAAAUAAUAAAAAACCGCCAGAAGCGUCCCGGAAUGUACAAGUUGACACGAACGGCAAGACAAAACGUAAGAAAAGAAAUAAACGGAACGUGAACGUUGAUCGCGCAAAUGCUGCGGCAGUUGACAACGCGAGAGAAAGAGGCAAAGGGCCGCAGGCGCCUGCAAAGAAUCUUAAUCUUGAGCGUAGGAAAACACAAGUUGAGAAACUUGAGACGAUAAGCGGGAAGAAGAUGAAACGGAUAUCAGCCGAGGUGGAGUCGCAGCGGGUGACACCUGACGAGACGUUGCAGAUGAACAGGUGUAAAAUAAACAUUCAGAAAUUGAAGGAGAUGCUCGCGAGAAAGUCGCAGCCGAAGCCGAAGACCGCGCAGCUCACCUUGAGGGACAGAAUGAUGGCGCAGUUAAAAGCGUCGAGGUUCAGAUACAUAAAUGAAAUACUGUACGACAGCGACAGCUCGCAGUCCAAGCGCUACUUCAAAACGGACCCCGACGCUUUCGUGGCCUAUCACGCGGGAUAUAAGCAGCAACUGGCACAGUGGGCGGUGAAUCCGCUGGAUGUUGUAAUAUCGUCGAUUAAGAACCUGCCGACCGACAACGUGAUCGCGGACUUUGGAUGUGGCGAGGCACGGCUCGCCGCUUGCGUCCCUCACACCGUACACUCGUUCGAUUUCGUCGCGCUGAAUGACAGAGUGAAGGCUUGCGACAUGGCUCAUACUCCGUUACUCAUGAAUAGCGUCCACGUUGUCGUGUUUUGUCUCUCACUAAUGGGGUCUAAUCUCAACGACUAUAUAAUGGAAGCUAAUAGGGUUCUUAAAAACAACGGGCUCUUGAAGAUAGCAGAGGUCGAGAGCAGAUUCGAGAACGUGAAGGACUUUAUAAGAGCGCUGGGUAGUUACGGUUUCAAAAGUACGUGGAAGGACUUGUCCCACAACCUGUUUUAUUUCAUGGAUUUCAGGAAAGAAGAAGAUAUAAUCAUGAAGAAGAAAACUCUUCCUUCGAUUACGCUGAAAUCGUGUUUGUAUAAAAAAAGAUAAGUAUACUUUCUCCUAAAACUCCCAUACCGGCCCGACCAGCCCGGCCAAUCAUUUGCUUGUAUCUACUUA
Vollenhovia emeryi is the source of this 1605-nucleotide messenger RNA. Its product is annotated as ribosomal RNA-processing protein 8-like. Gene Ontology annotation, cellular component: chromatin silencing complex; nucleolus; rDNA heterochromatin. Gene Ontology annotation, biological process: rDNA heterochromatin formation; regulation of transcription by glucose; cellular response to glucose starvation. The record is from RefSeq and is a predicted model, not a curated record. Bases 124 to 1536 code for a protein of 470 amino acids. Lineage: Eukaryota; Metazoa; Arthropoda; Insecta; Hymenoptera; Formicidae. The transcript has 5 exons. Gene Ontology annotation, molecular function: methyltransferase activity.